Messenger RNA from Nyctereutes procyonoides (raccoon dog), 2373 nucleotides. Its product is annotated as protocadherin alpha-5-like. Gene Ontology annotation, biological process: homophilic cell-cell adhesion. Gene Ontology annotation, cellular component: plasma membrane. The coding region runs from base 1 to 2373 and encodes 790 amino acids. Gene Ontology annotation, molecular function: calcium ion binding. NCBI's taxonomy places the organism in Eukaryota, Metazoa, Chordata, Mammalia, Carnivora, Canidae. The record is from RefSeq and is a predicted model, not a curated record. The transcript has 2 exons.
AUGGUAUAUUCCAAGAGAAGUCCAGGUUCCUGGCGCCUGCUGCUCUCGCUUCUGCUCCUCUCAGUCCGGGAGUCCGUUAGCGGCCAGGUCCGCUACUCGGUCCCGGAGGAGACCAAACACGGCACCUUCGUGGGCCGCAUCGCCCAGGACCUGGGGCUGGAGCUGGCGGAGCUGGUGCCGCGCCUUUUCCGACUGGCGUCCAAAGGCCACGGGAACCUUCUGGAGGUGAAUCUGCAGAAUGGCAUUUUGUUUGUGAAUUCUCGGAUCGACCGGGAGGAGCUGUGCGGGCGGAGCGCGGAGUGCAGCAUCCACCUGGAGGUGAUCGUGGACAGGCCGCUGCAGGUUUUCCAUGUGGAGGUGGAGGUGAAGGACAUUAAUGACAACCCGCCCAGGUUCUUCCGACAGGAACAAAGAUUAUUUAUUUUAGAAUCAAGAAUAGUGGAUUCUCGGUUUCCACUUGAGGGUGCAUCUGAUAUGGAUGUUGGAGCAAAUGCAGAAUUGAGAUACAAAUUAAAUCCUAAUGAAUAUUUUGACUUGGAUGUUAAAGCAAAUGAAGAAGAAACAAACAUUUUAGAGCUAGUCUUGAAGAAAGCAGUAGAUCGAGAAGAGAUUCAAGAACAUCUUUUAUUACUGACUGCAAUUGAUGGAGGAAAACCUGAACUAACAGGUACAGUUCAAUUAUUGAUCAAUGUAUUGGAUGCGAAUGAUAACGCCCCAAAAUUUGAUAAAUCAAUUUAUAAUAUCCGAUUACUAGAAAAUGCACCGAAUGGGACAUUAGUUAUUAAGCUGAAUGCCUCAGAUGCGGAUGAGGGCAUUAAUAAGGAAAUACUGUAUCUCUUUAGUAAUCUUGUUCUUGACAACGUCAAAUCUAAAUUUAUAAUCGAUUCGAAUAGUGGAGAAAUAACAGUAAAGGGAGAACUGGAUUAUGAAGAUUGUAAUUUAUAUGAAAUUAAUAUCGAUGCUGUAGAUAGAAGUCCAUUCCCAUUAACUGGACACUGCAAAGUAAUAGUAAAACUCCUGGAUGAGAAUGAUAAUACCCCAGAGAUGGUCAUAACCUCCAUAUCCCUGCCGGUGCAAGAGGACGCUUCAGUAGGAACCAUCAUCGCCCUGAUCAGUCUGUCCGACCGUGACUCUGGCGCCAACGGGCAGGUGACCUGCUCACUAGCACCCCAAGGCCCCUUCAAGCUGGUGUCCACCUUCAAGAAUUACUAUUCGCUGGUGCUGGACAGCGCCCUGGACAGAGAGAGCGUGGCGAACUACGCUCUGGUAGUGACCGCACGCGACGGAGGCUCGCCUUCGCUGUCGGCCACGGCCAGCGUGUCCGUGGAGGUGGCCGACGUGAACGACAACGCGCCGGCAUUCGCGCAGCCCGAGUACACGGUGUUCGUGAAGGAGAACAACCCGCCCGGCUGCCACAUCUUCACGGUGUCGGCGCGCGACGCCGACGCGCAGGAGAACGCGCUGGUGUCCUACUCGCUGGUGGAGCGGCGCGUGGGCGAGCGCGCGCUGUCGAGCUACGUGUCGGUGCACGCGGAGAGCGGCAAGGUGUACGCGCUGCAGCCGCUGGACCACGAGGAGCUGGAGCUGCUGCAGUUCCAAGUGAGCGCGCGCGACGCGGGCGUGCCUCCCCUGGGCAGCAACGUGACGCUGCAGGUGUUCGUGCUGGACGAGAACGACAACGCGCCCGCGCUGCUGCCGCUGCCCGGGGCGCGCGGCGGGGGCGGCGCGCUGAGCGAGCCGGUGUCGAGGGCGGUGGGCGCGGGCCACGUGGUGGCCAAGGUGCGCGCGGUGGACGCGGACUCGGGCUACAACGCGUGGCUGUCGUACGAGCUGCAGCCGGCGGCGGGGGGCGCGCGCAGCCCGUUCCGCGUGGCGCUGUACACGGGCGAGAUCAGCACGACGCGCGCCCUGGACGAGGCGGACGCGCCGCGCCAGCGCCUGCUGGUGCUGGUGAAGGACCACGGCGAGCCGGCGCUGACGGCCACGGCCACUGUGCUGCUGUCGCUGGUGGAGAGCGGCCAGGCGCCCAGGCCGUCGUCGCGGGUGUUGGCGGGCGGCGCGGGCGCGGGCGCGGGCGCGGCGCUGGUGGACGUCAACGUGUACCUGAUCGUCGCCAUCUGCGCGGUGUCCAGCCUGUUGGUGCUCACGCUGCUGCUGUCCACGGCGCUGCGGUGCUCGGCGCCGCCCAGCGAGGGCGCGUGCGGGCCGGGGAAGCCCACGCUGGUGUGCUCCAGCGCGGUGGGGAGCUGGUCGUACUCGCAGCAGAGGCGGCAGAGGGUGUGCUCUGGGGAGGGCCCGCCCAAGGCCGACCUCAUGGCCUUCAGCCCCAGCCUACCUCAUGGACCCAGCUCCGCAGACCUUGUGAGUAUUUAA